AUGGGGAAAUUGAUCAAGAACCAUCUGGCACGCCUUGUCAUCCUCGCUGCCGCAACCUACCAAGUAGCCGCCGCAGUCCACGGCUUCUUCUGGCCCAAGAUCUUCUGGGACUUCCUCACCACCAACCUCGACGGCGCGGUCAAGCCGUUCCCCUCCCUCCAGAUCAUCAACCUCGUGCUGGGCAUCGCCAUGCUCGGCCUCGAGUGGCCGCUCGGCUUCCUCGCGGGAUCUACCUUCCACCGCUCCCUCGAGCUCCGCCUCAUCGCCAUCCCCCUCCUCGCCCUGGCCUCCGCCCUCAUCUACCAGGGUACCAACUCGGCGCUCUACUACAUCGUCGGCCUGGUCAUGUACUUCAUCGCCUACAGCGAGGGCGAGAUCAUCUGCGCGCAGCCCUGGACCCUGCCCCAACGCGGCCGAGACUUUGCCGUCAAGGUGUGA
Molecule: messenger RNA, 438 nt
Organism: Clonostachys rhizophaga
Lineage: Eukaryota; Fungi; Ascomycota; Sordariomycetes; Hypocreales; Bionectriaceae
Source: the annotation of a GenBank genome assembly